Messenger RNA from Yamadazyma jaroonii, 1587 nucleotides. The record is from the annotation of a GenBank genome assembly. Lineage: Eukaryota; Fungi; Ascomycota; Pichiomycetes; Serinales; Debaryomycetaceae.
AUGAAUGAAGUGUUUCAAUACGUUGAAUCAAAUCUUGGUAAGAAUUUGAAAUAUAGUGAAAAAUUGGAUUUUUUUGUUACUUUACCAAAUAAUUCAUCAAUUCAUGUUAAACAAUUAUAUUAUGAUAAAUAUCAAUCAUCUAAUGUUAUUAAUGAUACAAAUUUUGAUGAGAUAAGAUCUAUCUUACCUUCAAAACUAAAAAUUAAAGAAUAUUUGCAUAAGUUUACAUCAAUUUAUGGAUUUUUCCCCAUUUUGAAUAUUCAGAAAUUUGAUUUGGUUAUUAAGAAUGUUUUGAAUAAAGAUGUUCUAGAUAAUAAUGAAUUUAUUUCCCUCGGGAACCUUCUUGUUAUGUUAAAAGUCAUUGAUUAUUUAAGUGAUGAGAUCUUAGAUUCUAAAUUCAUACCUAUUGCUGAACAUAUCUUGAAGAAAUUUGGUGGUGAAAACCUCAAUAGUUUAAUUCUAAUUAACCUUUUGAAGUUCUUUUAUCAAGUUUCCCCUGAUGAUUUCCUGAAGAAUAAUUUAAGGAAAUUUCAAAAAUAUGAAAUUGAAAGUUUAAGAUUAGCUUAUUGUUUAGGAAUAGAAUUCAGUGAAAAUAAUGAUGAUAAAAAAUUAUGGUAUUUGAUAAAUCAACCAAACCUUAACAAUGUAAUAUUAAAUGGAUUUCCUUUAGAUUUAGCUAAAAAUCAUAAAUUGAAAAUUCCAAAUGUAGAAAUGUCAUUUCUUAAUAAUGACAAUGAUCAAUGUCCAGAAAGUAAAUCAGUUAAUCAAACAAGUUUGGAAAAACUUCUUGUAGAUAAAAUAUCAUUCUAUCCUAACUUCCAAAUCAAUUAUAAUAAAUUAGUCCAAAGAAUUCUUAUAUCCAAAGAUCAUAUCAAUUUGAAUGAAGUACUUAAUAUUCUUCACCAACUAAAAUUCAAACUUCCCUAUGAUAAAAAGUAUCCCAAAAACAUUUACAAACUUUUCAAAAUUGAAAAUUUCUUUCAUGUUACUUACAUUAAAAUCAUUCUCCUUUAUCAUUAUUUUAAAUAUUAUCAAAAGGAAAAAUCCCAUAAAAGUAACUCGGUGUUAGAUUGUAUGUUGAAAUUGAUUUAUAAAAGUUUAUUACCAAUCAUUGUGAAGAUUUAUUCCUUUGAAAAUGAACUUAGUAAACUAAUUGAUUUAAUCUUCUCCCCCAUUGUAAAUAAUUUGAUAGAACUAGUUUGGAUGAUCAAUAUUUCUUUGAUUAUACAAGUAAAAUCCCAAAUUGAAAACAUUUUACCCCUUGAAAAGAUCUUAAGUAAUGAUUAUUAUAAUAACUUGGUGGUAUUUCAAAAGAAAUUGAUCAAUUCAAAUAACCUUUUAUUGAUAAUAUUAAAAUCUAAUAAGAGAAAUUUCCAAAAUUUCAAACUUUCUAUUAUUUUGCCCAUCUUACAAGAUAAUGUAUUAAAUGCCAAACAAAUCGUUAAUUUGAAAACUCCAGUUGAAGGCAUUGGUGAAGACUUUAUAGUUGAUUUUAAAAACCUUAUCAAUGAUAAUUUGCAUGAUUAUUUAGCAUUGGUGAAUUCCAAAUUGUUCACGGAUUCAACCGAUUCUGAUGACCUUGAAUAG